Molecule: messenger RNA, 1723 nt
Organism: Aspergillus aculeatinus CBS 121060
Lineage: Eukaryota; Fungi; Ascomycota; Eurotiomycetes; Eurotiales; Aspergillaceae
Gene: mdm12
Product: ERMES complex subunit MDM12
Exons: 1
Coding region: 293-1609 (438 amino acids)
Biological process (GO): mitochondrion organization; phospholipid transport
Cellular component (GO): ERMES complex
Molecular function (GO): lipid binding
Source: RefSeq, a predicted model, not a curated record
UAGGAUGAAUUGUUGUCGUUGAUGAUGUUGAUGGAAGGCGGUCGGUCACAUUGCCCUCAGAGCACGUGAUAGUCACCAGACCGCCGAGAAACUGCCGAACGAUUUCCCUCCCGAUCAUCGAUCGGCUUGACUCUUCCGACUUACUCGUACUGAGUAACUUACGUACCUCGUACUAACUAGUCGCCGCACUUCCAAGUGACCUUGAACCACCUCAUCUCAUCAGCUUAGUCCGCCCUUGCCGUACCUGCUCUGCAUCUCUUUCCUUGUAUAGAGACCGCUUUCCGCACAUGUGAUGUCCAUUGAAGUUGACUGGGGCACAGCGACCUCGGGUCCGGACGGCGAGGCUCUGGCUGAGCGCAUUCGCUCCUUCAUCCAUGACAAGUUCCAGCAGGUAGCUCUUCCGCGAUUUAUCCGAUCCGUUCAGGUCCAUUCGUUUGACUUCGGAACCAUCCCACCGGAGCUCGAGAUCAAGGACUUCUGCGAACCCUUCGCCGAUUUCUAUGAAGAGGAUGAAGACGAUGAGGCUUCCGACGUGUCUGAGGAGCUUGUCUCCGGACAUGGCACUCAGUGGCAUCGCACCGGCUCAGAGCUCAGCGAGCCGCCGUUCCGGGAUGAAAAUGCCAUGCAUCAACCGCUUCGCAACCCAUUCGAUGAGCGGUUUCAGCCAUCCGCUCUGCGUUCCCCGAUAGCUCUCGGUGACCAUCUCAACCCGCACUUCCUUCCUCGCGCCGGCACUCCUGGUAUUCCCGGAGGAACGUCAACACUGGGCUAUCACCUGAUGUCUUUGGGUGGCCUAUCAGGAACACAGACGCCUCUGGCUGCGGUUGCCGGCGGAAACCCGUUCACAAACAGCUGGAAUGAUCCGAGCAGCAUGGGCGCAAGGAGCAGAGGGCCCUUGUCAUCCUCACCCUUCGAUGCAGUGCAUUCGCAACAUCCCGAAGCCGAUCUAGACAGCAGCAAUCCAACCUCACGCCCAUCGACAUCAAGCACGCUCCCCUCGCACCCGGGUGGUUCUAGCAACGGCGGUGGAGAAGCAGGAGCAGCAGCAGGAGGUAGUAGCAGCCACAUGGCACGCACACAGGAGAACGGACACCUUGGCGACUCCGCAUCGGCGGAACCUCUUCGGCUGCCUCGAUUGCGAGAACGCCGGCCCGAAGAUUUGCAGGUUCUGUGCCAUGUCAAAUAUGGAGGGGACGUGCGCCUGUCGCUGACUGCGGAGAUCCUUCUGGACUAUCCUAUGCCCAGUUUCGUGGGCUUGCCCCUGAAAUUGAAUGUCACUGGCAUAACCUUCGAUGGCGUCGCAGUAAUCGCACACAUCCGCAAGCGGGUGCAUUUUUGUUUCCUAUCCCCCGAGGAUGCCGACGCGUUGAUCGGAUCCGAUCAGCAAGAUGCCGCAGGAGGGCAGGAAGACAAACCGCGGGCUGAGCAAACCAAACGUCAUGGAGGAUUACUGGAGGAAAUCCGGGUCGAAAGUGAAAUUGGCCGCAAGGAGGAUGGAAAGCAGGUCCUGAAGAACGUUGGCAAGGUCGAGCGGUUUGUUCUGGCGCAAGUGCGACGAAUUUUCGAGGAGGAGUUUGUCUAUCCGAGUUUCUGGACUUUCUUAGUAUGAAUGAGCUCAGAUGCUCCCAGUUUUCACACGAAAUAACACAACAGCAGUGAGUGGUCUGAAAUGUCGCUCUGCUGUUCACCGAGCUGGGUCUCGGCACACGCAGAGGGCAAUGCA